Leishmania mexicana MHOM/GT/2001/U1103 is the source of this 2817-nucleotide messenger RNA. RefSeq lists its product as hypothetical. The transcript has a single exon. Gene Ontology annotation, cellular component: nucleus; cytoplasm. The record is from RefSeq and is a predicted model, not a curated record. Gene Ontology annotation, molecular function: nuclear import signal receptor activity; small GTPase binding. Lineage: Eukaryota; Euglenozoa; Kinetoplastea; Trypanosomatida; Trypanosomatidae. Gene Ontology annotation, biological process: protein import into nucleus. The coding region runs from base 1 to 2817 and encodes 938 amino acids.
AUGUAUACACCAACUGAAGGUGAUUUGGUGAGUGUGAUUCAGCUGCUUCACAAUAAUGGUGUCGAGGUGUCGAAUUCAAAGGCGGCAUACGCUCAGCUCAAGCAGUACGAGUCGAACCCUGCCUUUUGUAUUCUGCUUUCCACUGUUUUCGGAGCAGAGACAAAUCCUGUGGCGGAUAUGGUGCUCCCGGUUCCGUGGGCUCAGUAUCGACAACUCGCUGGAAUCACGCUAAAAAACAAUCUGACAUCUGCCCGUCAUGCCCUUGGCGAAGGCGCGGUGAAGGAAGCUGCGCGUUUUGCACUGAAGUCGCUGACUAAUCCGCCCGAUAUGCGAAUAGCCCGAACUUCGGCGCAAGUGGUUGUAAAGGUAACGGCGUUGACAUCACUUGAAUGGUGGAUAGGCUCGGGGGUUGGUGAUCUUCCAAGCAUUUUGCUGAACGAUCUGCUUCCAGGCGGGGAAUCGAAAACUCUCGCCGCACUGUACUGCCUUCAGUACCUCGUGGAAGAUGUGCCCAAGCAAAUAGGCGAAUCUAGCGAGCACAUUAUUCUGCGCGUUUCCCAGCUUGCUGCUUCCCAGAGUGCUCCGGUGACGAUAAGAAAAGCUGCCUUUCGUAUGUGUUUCAACAUUUACGAGCAAGCGUCACUCCUCGACUGGAAUGUCGACACACUUUCCCCACUACAGAUGGGUCUGUCAAAAGCCAGCCACAGCUUGUCAAGCGUGUGCACAUCCCUACUGGAGUGUUCGUGUGGUGGGGAUUCGGCGUUCGUGAUUCUCGUUUUGCGUACCUGCUCAUUUCUCCUGGACUACUUCGACUUUUUCGGUCAGAUGAGUCCGAACGAAAUGCAGAGGUAUACAAACUGGUGGAUUACUAAUUCUGCUCAAAUUAUUUGCAGUAGUCAGAACAGCAUCAGUGGAAAUCAGGAGCUGGUCGCCGCAGCGAUUGAUUUGAUAUCCACCACCGUGGAUUUGUAUGAUCGCAACGGUGGGGAAACGGCUGUUGCUUUUCUCGUUUCUGGUGUGCCACAGCUAAUUUCCUCCUUAGCUCCAGCCCUUGUGCGGUACGCGCUACUGUCGGCAGAGGAGGUGGCAAACAUCAUGGACACAGACGACUACCGUGUUCGGGAUAGCACAGCUGUCAGUUUUGAAGUGAAGGGUGGAACAAAGGAUAUUUCGGAGGACGACAUGCUGGACGAUGAUGCAGCUGCCAUGACGCUACGUAGCUCUGCUUUGAAAUUAGUAGAUGUGCUCAGCACGUUCUCAAGUGACGCAACAUACCAGGCUUUCAUCGGUCCCAUUCAGCAGCUGUGGAGCAGCAGUGAAUGGCGUGAGAGGGAGGGCGGUAUCGUUCUUGUUGGCACGAUCGCCAACGGAUGCACUCAUGAGCUGCGCGCAGUGCUCGACUCUUUAGUGGAUCAAUUUGUUCAGUUUAUCAGCAAUCAGUCUGAGCAUGUCUGUGUUGUGAGCAUUGCUAUGUGGUCUCUGUCGCGGAUAAGUGAAACUGUCCUGAAUUCGUCCCCUCGCACGAUGAAUACGAUUAUUCCACUCCUUGCCUCGAGAUUGCAGAGCACAAGCAAGCGGAUUCAGAUCACGAGCGUCAGUGCAUUAAAUGUGGUUUACGGAGUGUUGGAGAACUACGGAAGCACAUCUAUGGUCAUGCCUCACUUGCCAUUGUUGUUAGAGUCGGCCUGCGCGUGCCUGUCGGUGUAUUCGACGACCAAUCUAUCCCUCUUGGUUGAUUUUCUGAACAAGCUCAUUAGCCUUCUCAAUGACCGGGCAACAGCCGAGAGACUCUCUUCUCUACUUCAGGGUGAGAGGGCAAACCGCGCAGCAUUGUUCGAGCAGUCUUAUUCGGCAAUGUACAUUCGAGAGGAGCCGAAUAUUCUACUAGACAAAGACAUUUUCUCACUGGAUCGUGCAAUGAUUGCUUUCAUCUCGGUCUACCCUAGCAACGAGGUGGCGGUGGCGAAUUUGAGCACGUGGAACGGCGUACUUGCAGACAUCAAAAACCGGAACGUAACGGAUGACGCGGACCUUGUUUUCAAUACACUGCUCAUCUGCAGCGCAUACACCAAUUCAGUCUCAACGACGAUUCUUGAGGAGUGGCUGAGGUCAACAUCGUGGGGUUUGCCAGUUUCUGCUGCUCAUUUCCUGACGACCUCGCGAAUACACGAAGUGAAGGUAGCUGGAAUCACAAUUUUAUGUGGGCUCCUUCGCGCUGUUGGAUCGGGUGCACUGCCUACCGGCCUCCACGACACUCUCCUGAGGUGGGCCACCGGCGAAGUAUCUGAAGCCGAGGAUCCGAAAUUCAAGGAGCAUCUUGUGCGGCUCAUUGGGCAGGCUACAUCGUGCUACCCCGGCCAGUUGUCUACAGUUGCGACGGAGGCUUUGAAGUCUGCAAACGCUGCGUUGCGAAGUGACGUCUUUGGGGACUCCUCUUACUACUUUUCGGCUAUGGCUUUUGAUCUAUGUGGCGCACUGGACGCAGUUCCAAACUAUGCGGCCUUGUUUCGCAUUGAUACAAUGUCACAACUCAUGGCGCAGGCGGAGAACACAGUCGACAAAUCAGAGGCUACCAUUCAUCUCUUCCAGGCACUGGUCCAACUGCCGGCAGACGUUUUCUCAGGGGUCUUUUCUUCUGCCAUCAAGAUUGUGUACAGCUGGCAGCAGGCUGCAGUAAACUACCCUGGAACGAAGGAGGCCAUUCAAUCGUUUUUGUUUCAUGCCGGCAAGACGUGCCCUGCAAUUUUUCAGUCGAUUCUCGAGGGUCUUCCUGCGGCUUUCCGAAACAUGCUCGUAUCCUUUUAUCAGCUGCAGUGA